Protobothrops mucrosquamatus (brown spotted pit viper) is the source of this 1238-nucleotide messenger RNA. RefSeq names its product exocyst complex component 4 (gene EXOC4). Gene Ontology annotation, biological process: Golgi to plasma membrane transport; chemical synaptic transmission; exocytosis. The transcript has 10 exons. The annotation marks the transcript as partial. The record is from RefSeq and is a predicted model, not a curated record. NCBI's taxonomy places the organism in Eukaryota, Metazoa, Chordata, Lepidosauria, Squamata, Viperidae. Gene Ontology annotation, cellular component: exocyst; growth cone membrane; synapse.
GUUUGCUUUCUGUUUACAUAGAAGUAUACAUCAAUCAAGUUCUGGGCGAAAUUAACAAGGAAAUUGAGGGCGUCACCAAGAUUACCGAUCCUCUGAAGAUCCUGGCGAACGCCGACACCAUGAAAAUGCUGGGUGUGCAGAGGCCUCUAUUGCAGAGCACAGUCAUUGUGGAAAAAACGGUCCAGGACCUCAUGAAUUUGAUGCAUGACCUAAGCGCCUACUCAGACCAGUUCCUGAACAUGGUCUGCGUCAAGCUCCAACAGUACAAGGACACCUGCAACGUGGCUUACAGGAGCAUCGUCCAAUCGGACGAGAAGAUGGUGAUCAGCGCCUCUUGGGCCAAAGACGACGACAUUACCAGACUCUUGAAGUCGCUUCCCAACUGGAGCAACAUGGCCCAGCCCAAACAGCUGAGGCCUAAACGAGAGGAAGAAGAAGACUUCAUAAGGACUGCCUUUGGCAAGGAGUCAGAAGUCCUGAUCGGGAACCUGGGCGAUAAGCUGAUUCCCCAGCAAGAGAUUCUCCGGGACGUCAGCGACCUGAAGGCCUUGGCCAACAUGCACGAGAGUCUGGAGUGGCUGUCGGGACGGGUGAAGAGCGCCAUCUCCAGCCUUCCAAGUAACCAACUUACUUCUCCUGCCACGGAUGCUCACAGCAAGACCGAUCUCCCACCAGUCUCGGAACAGAUCUUGCAGACCCUGACAGACUUGGCUCGAUCUUUCCAGGAGAUGGCAGACUCCUGUUUGCUGGUUUUACACCUGGAAGUCAGAAUCCUGAAGGAAGAAAGAGCCUUGCAAUUUAUAAAGCAGCAUAUAGUGCAAUUAGGCAGAAAAUUAGCAUGUUUGGGCCAUUUAAUCUCCUGCAUCCUCAUCAACGGGGCUCAGUACUUCAAGCGGAUCAGCGAGUCGGGCAUUAAGAAGAUGUGCCGCAACAUCUUCAUCCUUCAGCAAAACCUCACCAACAUCACCAUGUCCAGGGAGGCCGAUCUGGACUUCGCAAGGCAGUACUACGAGAUGCUCUACAACACGGCGGACGAGCUGCUGAACCUGGUGGUGGACCAAGGCGUGAAGUACACGGAGCUGGAGUACAUCCACGCCCUGAGCUUACUCCACCGCAGCCAGACCGGCGUGGGAGACCAGACCACGCAAAACAUGAGGUUGCAGCGCCUCAAGGAGAUCAUCUGCGAGCAGGCUGCCAUUAAACAAGCCACCAAGGACAAGAAGAUCACCACCGUGUAG